AUGGAUAUUUUAAGCAUAGUCUGUAUUUGUUUCUACUUGGGAAGAAGUUGGGGGCAGAAGCAAAUGUAUGUUGUCUCAGCACCUAAAGAAUUCUAUGUUGGAGCUGCUGAAAAUGUAGUAAUUCAAGUUUAUGGAUAUACACAAUCAUUUGCUGUGACCAUUGCUAUUAAAAGUUAUCCUGAAAAAAGUUUUACAUAUUCUUCUGGCCAAAUUAAUUUAUCUCCAGAAAAUAAAUUUCAGAACUCUGCAAACUUAACUAUACAACCAAAAGAUCUAUCUGGAGGGCCAAAUGCAGUUUCACACGUAUAUUUAGAAGUUGUAUCUGUCCAUUUUUCAAAAGCAACAAAAAUUCCACUGCGCUAUGACAAUGGAUUUCUUUUCAUUCAAACAGACAGACCUGUUUACAAUUCGGAUCAGCCAGUAAAAGUUAGAGUUUAUUCAUUGGAUGAAAACCUUAAGCCAUCCCAAAGAGAAGUUACCUUAACUUUUAUAGAUCCAGAAGGCUCAGAUGUUGCUGUGGUAGGGGGAAAAAAUUACACUGGAAUUAUCACUUUUCCUGACUUCAAGAUCCCAUCUAAUCCUAAAUACGGUUUGUGGACAAUUAAAGCUAAAUACAAAGAGGACUUCACAACAACAGGAACUGCAAAUUUUGAGAUUAAAAAUUUAUAUUUGGCAAAACCACGUUUCUCUGUCUUAGUGGAACCAGAAAAUUACUUCAUUAGCCAUAAAAACUUUGAGGAUUUCAAGAUUGCUAUAAAAGCUAGAUAUUCAUAUAAGAAUAUAACUGAGGCUGAAGUUUCUGUCUGUUUUGGAAUAAGAGAAGAUUUAGAUGAUAGGAGGAAAGAAAUGAUUCAGGAAGCAACACAAAAGACACAGCUGAUUGAUGGAGUUGCACAAAUCAAUUUUAAUACUUCAAAGGCAAUAAAAAACCUGUCAUAUAAAAGUCUAGAAGAUUUAAAUAACAAGUACCUUCAUGUUUUUGUGACAGUACAAGAAAGUACAGGUGGAUUCUUCAAAGAAAACAAAGCAACUGAUGUCAAAUACGUCCUCUCUCCCUACACACUGAAUUUGAUUGCUACUCCUCUUUUCUUGAAGCCUGGCAUUCCAUAUUUUAUCAAGGUGCAGGUGAAGGAUGUCUUUGCCCACAUUGUAGGAGGAAUUGCAGUGACCUUGAAAGCAAAAACAGUUGCCAAAACUCAGGAGAAGACAGAUCUGGAUCUAAGGAAAAGUACAACAAAUGAUCGUGAUGGAGUAGCUUCAUUCGUGCUUAACGUUCCCACUGGCGUGACAGCACUGGAGUUUCACGUUAGGACUGAUGACACAGACCUUCCAGAGGAGUAUCAAGCCAGCAAUGACUACCAAGCAGUGGCCUACUCAUCACCCAGCCAAAGUUUCCUUUCCCUUAGCUGGACAGAAAGUUACAAGAGUUUGCUUGUGGGAGAACAUCUGAGCAUCACUAUUACCCCUAAAAGUCCAUAUGUUGACAAAAUUACACAGUACAAUUACUUGAUUUCAUCUAAGGGCAAAAUUGUACGUUUUGGCACAGAAAAGAAACGCCUGCGUUCAUCUUACCAACAUUUAAACCUUUCUGUGACUCAGAACAUGAUUCCUACGGCCCAUCUCCUGGUCUAUUACAUCAUCACAGGACAGCAGACAGCAGAAUUAGUGUCUGACUCAAUCUACCUAAAUAUUGAAGAAAAGUGUGGCAGCCAGCUCCAGAUCCAUCUGUCUCCAAAUAAAGAUAUACAUUCUCCAGAUGAAGCUGUAUCUCUUAUUAUGGAAAGUCAGUCAGCAUCAUGGGUAGCAUUAACAGCAGUGGACAGUGUGACCUAUGGCAUCAGAGGAAGAAGCAAAUAUUCCAUGGAAAGAGUACUUGAAGGUUUAGAUAAAGGUGACCAGGGCAGUGGAGCAGGUGGUGGCAGAAACAAUGCUGAAGUGUUCUACUUGGCAGGACUCACUGUCCUCACCAAUGCAAAUGCAGACGACUUCCAACAAAAUGAUGGAUCAUUUAAGAAAAUUAUCAGAUCAAGAAGAGAAUGGAAAAAGAAAAUAGAAAAUCUAGCAUCUCUGUUUAAACACCCUGUGCUUCAGAAGUGCUGUUAUGACGGAGCCCAACAAAGCAAGGAGAGCUGCAAGCAGAGAGCUGCACGAAUUACCAUCGGCCCAAAGUGUUCCAGUGCUUUCUCUCAGUGUUGCAACCUGUCAAGGGAGCUGCGGAAUGAGACCUCUCACACAUAUGUAACCUUGGGAAGAAUAGACACAGGUUCAUCAAACACUUACAUACGAUCUGCAAGCAGAAUUUUUUUAGAAAACUGGUUAUGGAAAGUAUAUCAUAUCACUAAAAGGCAUCAGCUGGAGUUGGUGCUACCUGAUUUUCUAACUACCUGGGAAAUUCAAGGUGUUGGCAUUUCAGAUAAAGGUCUGUGUGUCACGGAUGUGCUGCAGUUGCAGGUGUACAAAGACCACUUCCUGGUCACAAAUGGCAAUGCUACAAGCGUCCAUUAA
Molecule: messenger RNA, 2505 nt
Organism: Cynocephalus volans (Philippine flying lemur)
Lineage: Eukaryota; Metazoa; Chordata; Mammalia; Dermoptera; Cynocephalidae
Product: complement C5-like
Exons: 20
Coding region: 1-2505 (834 amino acids)
Cellular component (GO): extracellular region
Molecular function (GO): endopeptidase inhibitor activity
Source: RefSeq, a predicted model, not a curated record